Triticum aestivum (bread wheat) is the source of this 1297-nucleotide messenger RNA. RefSeq lists its product as uncharacterized. Lineage: Eukaryota; Viridiplantae; Streptophyta; Magnoliopsida; Poales; Poaceae. The record is from RefSeq and is a predicted model, not a curated record. The transcript has 2 exons. Bases 240 to 857 code for a protein of 205 amino acids.
GACCCAAGGCUAGACAAAUAUCUUUACCUCUGCUCCAACACGUUUUCUUGGCUCGGGAAGGUUCAUUUGGGCGACCAAAUACAAACCAGCUUAUGUCAAACUCAGAUUGCAGCAUUGUUUUGAGUACAAGAAAGAAACUCGACAUCUAUCCAAUUCUAGUUGACCUAGGGCUGCCCCAACCGACUUAGAACCCUUAUAAAUACCUCUCCUGCACCCCAAGGCUCAACACCCAUGAAACCAUGACUCACGAGCCACCCCAAACUCGCCACAAAGUCGAUCGCAUGGAAUCCGCGAGACAGCAGGAAACUGUCUUGUAUCCAUCUAUUCCCGGGGUACUUGAACAUCUUCUUGAAGAUCCAACGGUGAAAAUGUUGUGGCAGAGAGUCUACUCCAAGCCUGUAAAAUUUGAGGGAAAUCAAAUGAUGCAAACUCCCGUGUCGUCCAAUCUACAGAGACCAUGUGCAGGCAUGAUUCUCUGCGAUGUCAAACCUUCGCCAAUCUCCGUCACCAAGGUCAUCUCCGAGCCGCUAUCCCUGAGGAGGGAAUCUGUCCAGAUUUGGUUUUGCGAGCAGCCCAGCGAUCGACUCGGAUUCCCUCCUUGGGAACCUGUCCAGAUUUGGUUUUGCGAGCAGCCCAGCGAUCCUCCCAGGGAAUCUUGCCUGAACAGGGUCUUGGUAGAUUGGAUAGCACAAGAGUUUUCACCAUUGGAUCGCCCUCAAAUUUUACAGCAACAAUUUCACCGUUGGAUCUUCAAGAAGAUGUUCGAGUCGCCUGGAAUAGAUGGAUUACGGGACAGUUUCCUGCUGUCUAGCGGAUUCCGCGUGAAAAACUUUGUGGCGACUUUGGGUGGCUCAUGAGCUAUGGUUUCGUUGGUUUUGAGCCUUUGUGUGCAGGAGAAGUAUUUAUAAGGGCCUAGGUCCGUUGGGGCUUCCCUAGGUCGACUAGAAUUUGAUAGAGAUUGAGUUUGUUUCUUGUAUUCGAAGACAAUGCUGGAAUCCGGGUUUGACACGGGUUGGUUCAUAUUUGGUCACCCAAAGGAUGCUCCUGGAGCCAAGAAAACAUGUUAGAGCAGAGGUAACCAUAUUUGGCUAGCCUUGGGUCGUUGGUCUUGAGCCCGGAUGAAACUUAAGGUGAGUUUGUACCGUCGGUUUAGAGGAAAAGAUUGAUAAGUGAGCUUGAUUUCGAGUAGAAGGUGGAUAGGAGUCCAAGUAACCCCAAGCUCAAAUACUAGUGCACUUUCCAUGAACUUGUCUAAGAGAAGGAAAUGCAAAAGAUAAAAUAAAUUGUUCAACUUUUA